AUGCCAUUCACAAACCAGCCUUCACAGGCUACGAAGCCUCAAGUUGGAAAACAGUCAAUGGCAAGCAUGUGGACGCAGAUGUACCCGCCCAAACCCUCAUACACUGAGCAAGAUAUACCCGACUUAAGCGGCAAGGUCUACAUAGUUACUGGUGCAACUUCAGGCGUAGGCAUGGAAACAGCGAGGAUCUUGUACUCCAAGAACGCAAAAGUCUACAUUGCUGCCCGCUCAGAGACAAAAGCAGCUACCGCCAUCACUGCCAUUGAACAAGCACAUCAAGAGUCUUCCGGGACAGUUGUGUUUCUCCAUCUCGAUCUCGCAGAUCUGAACACUGUGCGAGCAGCUGCUUUGCGCUUCCUAUCCCAAGACACGACGCUCCAUGCACUAUUCAAUAACGCCGCCGUCCAAGCACUUGGCGACGCGGAUGGAUCGAAAAGCAAGACCGUGCAAGGCCAUGAGGUGCACUUGGGUGUCAAUGUACUAGCGCCGUUUCUCUUUACUCGGCUGCUGACUCCCGCUCUGGCGGCGACGGCCCAAAUCGAGUCCCCCGGCACCGUGCGAGUCGUUUGGGUUUCUUCCAUGGGCACCGAGACCAUUGGAGAGAAAGGUCGUGGUCUGUCGGCAGAUUAUGUCGAUUACUGGCCGCUUCUGUCGCCGCUCGAGCGGUACGGGAUGAGCAAGGCUGGAAACUGGCUACAUGGUGUAGAGUUUGCGCGACGCCAUGUAGACGAUGGAAUCAUGAGUAUGCCAAUCAAUCCUGGCCACUUGGCCUCAGAGUUGUAUCGUGAGGGUGGCUUCUUCUUCAAGAGGGUGUUGAAGGCUGUAGCACUGUUUCCGCCUGUUUACGGUGCUUACGUCGAGUUGUUUGCUGCGUUGUCCAAAGAGUUGAAACCAAAGGAUUCUGGAGCUUGGGUCGUUCCAUGGGGCCGGCUUUAUCCAAUCCGUGACGAUUUGAUGGACGCAACAAAGUCCAAAGCCGAGGGUGGCAACGGACAUGCAAAGGAGUUCUGGGAUUGGAGCGAGGAGCAAAUUAAGUCGUAUCUAUAA
Messenger RNA from Dothidotthia symphoricarpi CBS 119687, 1047 nucleotides. Its product is annotated as NAD(P)-binding protein. The record is from RefSeq and is a predicted model, not a curated record. The coding region runs from base 1 to 1047 and encodes 348 amino acids. NCBI's taxonomy places the organism in Eukaryota, Fungi, Ascomycota, Dothideomycetes, Pleosporales, Dothidotthiaceae. The transcript is spliced from 3 exons.